This is a messenger RNA of Stereum hirsutum FP-91666 SS1, 507 nucleotides long. RefSeq lists its product as uncharacterized. The annotation marks the transcript as partial. The record is from RefSeq and is a predicted model, not a curated record. NCBI's taxonomy places the organism in Eukaryota, Fungi, Basidiomycota, Agaricomycetes, Russulales, Stereaceae. The transcript has a single exon.
CGCACGCUAUGCAUUAGUCGAAGCGGUCCUCAGGUUCUCCGCAUCAUUACAAAGGCCUUGACCAUGAAGGUCGGUUCGUCAACUGAACUGGCUGUUUCCUCGGGAGAUGGGGAUGCAUUCCUUCCCAAUAUCUAUUCUGUUAGGAUUGAUUGUAAGGUUUUGGCAGCAAACAUAAUUGCACCUUUGGACAACGUGUGUGCACGCGCUCAGCUUCCAGGCUCGCGUUUACGGCUUAUAGAGCUUCAUCCCGAUAUGCUUCAAGUCAUUCUCCGCCAUCCGGUGGGGAAGAAAUUCGGGAUUGCUAUCCUUCCGACUGGGAAGGGAAAUGGUAGUGCUUGAAAGUUAUGUUAGUCGUUGAUACGCUGCCGUAUCCAGUUCUUCGUGAUGUGCACUGCAUAACCCAAUUUCCAUGCUGUAUCAUGUACGCUUCGGUUUGCUCAAUGGUGUCAUGUAGUGCUCUUUUCUUGAUUUUAUUUCCUUGUAUUCUUUACUAUAGAUAUACGUCGC